This is a messenger RNA of Strongylus vulgaris, 453 nucleotides long. The record is from the annotation of a GenBank genome assembly. Lineage: Eukaryota; Metazoa; Nematoda; Chromadorea; Rhabditida; Strongylidae.
CGAGCUGUCUGCGACUGCCGAGAUUCAGCUAGCGAUCACCUCCAGUUCCGAAAAGACGACCUUAUAGUGGUUAUUGAUCGGACGCCUUCAAGCUAUCCAGACGGGUACUAUUGGUUUGGCUCAUUACGAAACGGGCGAACAGGCCUAUUUCGACCUACAGAUACAGUUGCUCAUCUAGAUUUGGCACCAACGUCGGUAUCACCCCCACUAAAUCGAACAAACGGUUUACCACCAGCGCGAGCAGCACAUCAUUCGCCUUCUUUAUCACAGGAUAAAGAACGAGAGCGAGAAAAGCGGAAAGCGUUGAUCUCAGAACCAGUAGGAGAAGUUCGGCAUACCUGUCACGUUGGGAUCGACGGAACUGCUUUUGGUUUGCUUCAGGUACAGAUGAGCACUUCAUUUACGAAGCUCUAUGACUCCAAUAUAUUUUUUUUUAAUUCAUGCCUUGCUUGA